UCGCGGUAUGAUUCGUUUUUUAGUUGGAAGAUAGCAGCGUGAUAUAGAUGUUUCGUUAAAAUUCAUGUUUUCUCUUAUCACUGCCUUAUUCAUCGCGCUUUUGUUUACGUUGACUGAUGUUUUUUGUUCGGUUGGUGUAUUGUGCCUAACAGUACGACAAGUAGGCCUUAGUGCAGUUCCGCGUUUGGUGGCAUUUUCAAUUUAAUUUACAACUAACUGUGCUAAUAACAAUAUGGACGAUUUGUUUAAUUCUGAGAAGUAAUUUCGCUCCUGUUGCUCUAAAAGGUGUGGCAAGAUUUAUGUAUCAUGGAUGCAUGGGUGGCAAUUUUGACAAUAUGGAUUCUCUUUUUAUUUACGUUAGUCAAGGGGGAUAUGACAUGCGUCCAAUCCGACAUGUGUGAUUGCUAUAAGUCUACUGAAUUAGAAUAUCAAUGUCCGAAAUCACCACAAAAUUUUCAAAUUGUUGUACAUACAGUACCAGGCAAAUUUAUGAAAAUAGACUGCUACGAUGAGACCAAAACUGAAUAUGAUUUAGACAUGUUUCCCAAUUUGGACGUGGGAAGUUUAGAACAUUUUCUAAUGAGAUUUUGCCCAUUGCCAACAGACAGUUUCAAUACUACUUUGGAAAAAUUUAAUAUCACUAGGAUUAAUUACAUGCGACUAGAAGAAGUGGGCAAUGCUAAUCUGAAAACUGUGACGAAGGAACUAUUCUAUGGGCUUCAAGACCUGCAAACAUUAGAGUUUAGAUACAUAUAUGGAAUUAAAUUUGAUGACGACUUUUUGCAGUACCUUCCAAAUUUAACUGCUCUUUAUUUAGAUAAUAAUGAAAUCAAAGAAAUUGGAGCUAAUAUCUUUAAAAAUGUCCCAAAACUACGGGUUCUUCAUUUGUCUAGAAAUUUAAUAUCUCAUUUACCCGAUGGACUAUUUGAGAACCUUUCAGAUCUGCAGCAAUUGCAUUUGUGGAAAAAUGAAUUAACCGCUCUGAAUAAAAAAUCUUUUGUUGGAUUGAAACAGUUAAAAUCUCUUGAAUUGAGCAGUAAUAAUAUUUCAUCUCUGGAUGAAGACACUUUCGCGGAACUUGUUGAACUGGUUAAUAUCAGUUUGAGAUCAAACAACUUGCACGACGUGACGUCUAACAUUUUUAAACACAACACUGCCCUGGAGUUAGUUCGUAUGGGGAAUAAUCCAAAUUUAAAUCUCUCUGAUUAUGUAUUUGCGAAUUUAACGAAUCUUUUGAAAAUAAAUAUAGAUAAUUCAAAUCUGGAAAUUCUUCCGGAACAUGUCUUCGAAGGAUGCGUUAAUUUGACCGAAAUUUCUCUGAGAAACAACAGUAUCACAGAAUUACCUGCAAUUAUUUUUGAGAACUUGACUAAACUGAAAAAAUUAUUUUUGGAUGGAAAUAAAAUUAAAAUUUUACCAGAUAAUAUAUUUUCGUCUCUGAUACAUUUAGAAGAAUUCUAUCUUCAUGAAAAUAAAUUAGAAGAAAUUACUGACAAUGUGUUUGAAAAAACUUCUAAUUUAAUUAAACUUGAUUUGAGUUAUAACAAAAUAUCUAAAAUAGCUUUACGUGCAUUUAUUCAACUAAAAAAAUUGGUUGAAGUGAAUUUGUCUCAUAACCUGUAUGAUUUGUACCACCAACAAACGGAGGGACUAAAUCCGUUCACUCACUGUGAAAUGUUGGAAAAACUAAAUGUGUCUCAUAACGUAAUUGAAAGAUUUCCGGAAAACAUUAUGGACAGCAAAACUCAUUUGGUUUUCUUGGAUCUGGAUAACAAUAAGAUAAGUUCUAUUAGGAUGGCUUCUCUAAUCAAAGUAACCUCAAAUGAAGUGAAGGUACUGAUAAAUAAUAAUAACGUAUCAGUCCUAGAUUUUCAAGAAAUUAAAAUAUAUCCUCGUUUUAAUGAAAAAAGGGAAGAUGUAAUUCAUAACAAUAACACAGGCAGUACAGUUCUAUAUUUAUUGAACAAUCCUAUCUCAUGCGACUGUUCCAAUUUCGAUCUGAUUCAGUACAAUAAUGAUAAACUGGAUCCAGUUAUAAGGACGUUAAUAGAUAUAAGAAUAGGAAAUCUUCACUGUGCCGCACCCGAAUCCUUCAAACACAUACCAAUAAAAGAGUUGAAACCCCGUCACAUUACUUGUGCAUUAAAUGAUGAAGGAUGCCCUAAAAUAUGUGAGUGUGUCAAACGGCCAUUUGAUGAACAUGCAGUGGUAGAUUGUUCUUAUAGAAAUCUUACAAAUCCUCCUUUUAUAAACCUUCGAAAAUUUAAUAGAGUUCAAGUAAAUUUAGAAGGAAAUUCUAUGGAAAUUGCACCCUACAAAGGUUUAGGAUAUGAUAAUGUCACUAAAUUGUAUUUAUCGAAUAAUAAGAUUAAAAAUGUUAGUUGGAUUCCACAGCAUGUAGAGAUAUUACAUCUAAAUGGAAAUCAGCUCCAAUUUUUAGAUUCACAUGUAUUAGAGAGUUUGAAUCAGUCAACAACAAUUCAAAAUUUGACCCUCUAUGGUAAUCCAUGGAGCUGCGGUUGCUCAGCAACUACUCUUCAGAACUACUUACGAAGCCAUUUCACAAAGGUUAAAGCCACUGAUGUCAUAUGCGCGGAUAAUAAUAAGCAACUGAUUAACCGAAAAGAGCUCUGCAAGUCCCAUUUGGCAAUUGCCAUGGCUAUUGCGGUGCCUAUUUUAGUUAUUCUGUUGACAGCAGUUACGGUGGUAGCCGUGUACUUCUAUUAUCAAGAGCAAAUCAAGGUGUGGCUGUACGCAAAAAAUUUGUGCCUGUGGUGUGUUACUGAAGAGGAGCUCGAUAAGGACAAAACGUAUGACGUAUUCAUAAGUUACUCCCACAAGGACGAAGAUUUCGUUGUUCAGAAUUUGUUGCCCGUACUAGAACAAGGACCAAAUCCAUUUAAAGUUUGCAUUCACAUCAGAGAUUGGAUACCGGGAGAGUUUAUAGCUAGGCAGGUCACUAAUUCUGUCUUGGAUUCAAGAAGGACCUUAGUGGUUCUUUCAGACAAUUUCCUCGAGAGUGUUUGGGGGAAAAUGGAAUUUAGAACCGCCCAUACCCAAGCAAUUAGUGACGGUCGCGCAAGGGUUAUAGUACUAAAAUAUGGAAAAUUAGACGAAGAACACCUGGACAACGAACUCAAAAGUUACCUUAAAACCAAUACGUAUGUUGAAUGGGGCGAUCCUUGGUUCUGGAAUAAAUUAAAAUAUGCUCUACCUCAUUCUAGACAGAACAAGUUCUACAAUAAUAAUCAAAAACAUGCAAGUAUCAUGCUAAAAAUUGAUGAUAAAUUCGAACUUACUUCUUCACCCGUUAAACUCGCAGAGAGUACGCCACCUGCUAUCCCUCUAGAUCCUUCGUUGCUUAAAGACCACCCUCUAAAUUUCAGUACCGAUAAUACACCACAUCCAACUGAUGUCCCAUUGAUUAAACGAUGAAUUCAAAUUUGUGAUCAAAUUUAAAUAUGCUCAAUUUUGUGCCUAGUCAAAUAAAAUGAUUAUUAAAUAUACAUUUUUCAGUCUAUAGGGUUGAGGUGAGAAACAGGAUAUAAUUUUUAUUUUUGUAGACGAUUGUAAUGUGGAAUGUAGAUGUUGAAAAAUAUAUUUGCUAACAAGAGGUUCAUCCUUAUUAAGUGUUAUAAGCCAUAUUUUUAGCUUGACGGACAAUUUGUUAUGUGUUACUAAUUUAGUAAAACCGUACAAACUUGCAAUUGUGCAAUACAUAUAGUGUUCCACUUCAUGCGUACUGAAUUGUCUUCAUACAAAAAUUGAAGCAGUCUAGUUGAAGGUAUGAUUUACGCAAAUUCUACAAAUUAAUACAUUAAAUGCCUGUACAGUUACGAAUCGGAAAUUAUAAACAUGUUUUAAAAAAAAAACAGAAAAAGAACUGUUUACCAGUUUAGUUUAUCAACUAUAAAAUGUCAAAGAUUAUGUAACGGAUUCAGUGGCGCACCUAGAAAAAUGUUAAAUGCAUUUAUAUACUCAAGAAAAUAGUGAAAUGUUUUUUCAAAAUAUAUGCCUCAUGAAAAUAGUGAAAAACUGAUUUUCUGUAACAAUUCGUUCGCUCUCCCACUGGGUGCUUCACUGAGCGUAAUAUUUCUAUUGUACGGAUUUUGGAUGUUCUGUGAUAAUUUAAAAAUUGUGUUGGUUUUUAAUGUGAUAUUGUAGAAUGUAGAAUGUAAUGUCCAUUGGCUUUAAUGUAUUAAAAAGUUUGGAAUAAAAAUAUUAGUCCAGGAGUUAGGUAGUUUUAGGUGGAAAUUAUUUUAAGGCGAUCUUUUCACAUUUCAAGUUUAAAUUUCAAAUUUUUUUUCAAAGAGUAGCCAUUUUGCAAAAAUGGUAGUAAAAUAAAAAUAAAUUAUAGCCACAUACUGAAUGAAAGGAAUUUCCUAUGAUUUAUGUUCACUUGUUUAUUUAUGCUGUGAAUUGUUGGAGGUUUAUCGGGUACGGAGGUACGUCUAAAGUCUAACGAGAAUUUCUGUAGAUUCGUUAGUGACUAAAGUGGUAAGGUUUUAGAUUUGGCAACGUUGCACUUGGCUGGCUUCGUUUGGAUGCCUAAACUUGAAAUAUACAUCAUAUGUCACCUGCGAAUUUCAAUUAAUAUGCUACUUCGAGAACCGCGGCGUUGCCGCUAUCACGCAUUUAGAGGUUAAAUUAG
This is a messenger RNA of Anoplophora glabripennis (Asian longhorned beetle), 4651 nucleotides long. Its product is annotated as protein toll. Gene Ontology annotation, biological process: signal transduction. NCBI's taxonomy places the organism in Eukaryota, Metazoa, Arthropoda, Insecta, Coleoptera, Cerambycidae. The transcript has 5 exons. The record is from RefSeq and is a predicted model, not a curated record. The coding region runs from base 307 to 3435 and encodes 1042 amino acids. Gene Ontology annotation, molecular function: protein binding.